Molecule: messenger RNA, 1446 nt
Organism: Penicillium odoratum
Lineage: Eukaryota; Fungi; Ascomycota; Eurotiomycetes; Eurotiales; Aspergillaceae
Exons: 4
Coding region: 1-1446 (481 amino acids)
Biological process (GO): transmembrane transport
Molecular function (GO): transmembrane transporter activity
Source: RefSeq, a predicted model, not a curated record
AUGUCUACAAUGGAAUCCACCAACGACGAAAACAACGGGAUCCCCUCGGAUCCCACAAGAGCCGCAACAGACCACAGAGAAGACCGAGGAUCCUCACAAACUGACAACAGGAUCGAACUAACCGAAUCAGCCGCUUACCACGUUCUGGGCUACAGCUACCCCGUCUGGCGAAAAUGGCAGAUCCUCUGCGUUAUGUUCUGUAUCCAGAUAUCAAUCAAUCUAAACGCAAGCCUCUAUGCCAAUGGCGUCUCAGCUAUCGCCCAAGAACACAAUGUCAGCGAACAAGUCGCCCGAAUUCCACAAUUGACUUUCCUCUGCGCCUAUGCCUUCGGAUGCGAGCUCUGGGCUCCAUGGAGUGAAGAACUCGGCAGAUGGCCAACCCAGCAACUCAGUUUGUUCCUCGUCAACAUCUGGCAAUUGCCCUGUGCUCUUGCCCCCAACUUUGCAACUUAUAUCGUGGUUCGUCUGCUUGGGGGACUCAGCACAGCUGGUGGCUCGGUGACACUAGGUGUUAUUGCGGACAUGUGGGAGCCCGAUGACCAGGAAUAUGCCGUUGCAUUCCUCGUGUUAUCGUCUGUUGGAGGCUCGGUUGUUGGUGCGGUCGUCGGCGGGUUUGUGGAAGCCCGUCACCCAUUACCUUGGAUAUUCUGGGUUCAACUUCUUGCUGGAGGAUGUGUCCAGAUUAUGCACUUCUUCCUCGUGCCUGAGACAAGAGCUACGAUCAUUCUUGAUAGGGAGGCGAGGAAAAUGCGGAAGGCCGGGCCGGGGAAUGUUAAUAUCUGGGGUCCUCAUGAGCUUCAUGGCUUUUCCCUCUCUCCGCGAGAUAUUUGGACAGUAUGGAAACGGCCUUUUGUUAUGCUUCUCACAGAGCCUAUUGUUUUGUGGCUGUCACUGCUAAGUUUUCAGCCAAUCUACAAACAAUGGGGCUUUGGGACGAUUCAGAUCAGUCUCGCCUUUAUACCACAAAGACGACGCAAGCUAGGAUCUGAAUCUGUUUCCCCUGAAAAAAGGCUGUGGUGGCUGCUCUAUGGUCAGUGGGGAUUUUCAAUUUUGGGCUCGUACUCAAUCUACCAAUCAUCCAUCGACUAUACAGUCGCUGCUUACGGAGAAUAUGCAGCAUCUGCAACAGCAGGCAAUGAUUUUGCUCGUGAUUUUCUUGCAGGGAUUGCAGCUAUGUAUUCCACUCCAAUGUUCGAGAACAUUGGCCACACACAUCCGUACGAAUAUGCUUCAACCAUUCUUGCUUGCAUCUCGAUCCUUGUUACAACUCCUAUCUACUUCUUCUACCGAAAUGGUCCUGCAAUUCGUGAAAGGUCACCGUUUGCAAAGAUCAUGAUGGAAAAGAACAGAAAACGUCGACUUUCUCAGGCUAAACGAGGUGAAAAGAACGGCGUCAAUAACACUCAUACGGAGCACAUUGAAGGAGAUCCCGAGUUGGCGCAUUAA